Molecule: messenger RNA, 540 nt
Organism: Stegostoma tigrinum
Lineage: Eukaryota; Metazoa; Chordata; Chondrichthyes; Orectolobiformes; Stegostomatidae
Exons: 5
Source: RefSeq, a predicted model, not a curated record
GGAGGGACGGGGGGAGGGACGGGGGGGGAGGGGGGGAGGGACGGGGGGGGAGGGGGGGAGGGACGGGGAAGGGGGGGAGAACGCGGGGGGGGGGAUGGGGGGGAAAAACGCGGGGGGGGAUGGGAACGCGGGGGGGAAGGGGGGGGAGAACGCGGGGGGGAAGGGGGGGGAGAACGCGGGGGGGAAGGGGGGGGAGAACGCGGGGGGGAAGGGGGGGGAGAACGCGGGGGGGAGGGGGGGGAGAACGCGGGGGGGAGGGGGGGGAGAACGCGGGGGGGGAGGGGGGGGAGAACGCGGGGGGGGAGGGGGGGAGAACGCGGGGGGGGAGGGGGGGGAGAACGCGGGGGGGGGAGGGGGGGGAGAACGCGGGGGGGGAAGGGGGGGGAGGGGGGGGGGAGGGGAGGGGGGGGGGGAGGGGAGGGGGGGGGGAGGGGGGGGAAGUGGGGGGGGGUGGGGGGGGAAAACCUCAUCCUUUUCUCUACCUAUGUCGUUGGUACCAACGUGCACAAUAUAAUGAGUGAAAAAACAAACUUGCAUUAG